Molecule: messenger RNA, 1406 nt
Organism: Daucus carota subsp. sativus
Lineage: Eukaryota; Viridiplantae; Streptophyta; Magnoliopsida; Apiales; Apiaceae
Exons: 4
Coding region: 7-1116 (369 amino acids)
Source: RefSeq, a predicted model, not a curated record
AUCGACAUGGAUUUGUCUAAAGAACUCAAGCAUAAUGAAUCUAAUGUACAAGAUGCACAGCCGCAUGAUGUACAAGAUGCACAGCCUCAUGUGGAAAAGUUAGCUACUUUAGUAGGACGGCUAAUAAGCAUCAAAAAAAUAUUUCAGACACAUGAUUCUACCAUACAAUCAGAAGCUGAUGUACUUGAUGCUCAACAUGAGGAGGCUGUUUCUCUUAAAAGAGAACUCUUUAAAGAUUCCCAGAUUUACAAACUAUUGGGAGUGAAGGAGGGGAGUGGCUGCUCCGCUGCCCUCAUUCAAUUAUUUUGUGAUUUUUUUGAUCAAGAAAGAGGUAUCUUCAAGAUCAAAGAGGGAAUAGAAAUCAGUUUUUGUGCACACCGGGUUGCAGAUUCACUAUCAAUCAACCAUACCGGUAAGCCAAUCAGGGAAUUUGAGAUGCAGGGGAAGGAUAAAAUGAUGCGGCUUCCACCUUUUGUGGAUAGUUUAAAACAGUUGUAUGUUUCUAAGAAUGAGAAAAAGGAGAAAAAAGAUAGAAACGACAAGGAGAAGCACAAAAACAGGAUUAAGAGGGAAUUGAGUUGUCACUCCUUGAUAGAGAUUUUGAGGCGCAUGCCUGUGGAAACGGAUGAACAGAAAGACCAAUACAAGCAGCUUGUUCGCUUGUUUGUGGUUGACCAGAUUUUCCUUCCAUCUAGCGAAAAUGCAUACAUCAGGAGUGGGAACUACAAGUAUUGCGUUGACGCGUCCACAUUUGAAUCAAUUAAUUGGGCUCAAGCAAUACUUGACAGAAUUUAUGAGGCUGUUAAGAAGAACACUCGGACAUUUAGUGCUUGCAGUACUGUUUUUCAGGCACUCAUUUAUGAUAAAAUUCCGAAGUUGGUUCUCGAGGACAUGAAACUUAAGUCAGCUCUAGUACCGGCAGAUAAAUACCCGGUGAUUAGGAGGAAGAAAGAAAUAUGGAAAUUGAAGCUUGAUGAACUGAACUCCGAAGACAUCAAUAAAUGUGGUCUUUGUUCUCAACUUGACCAUGGCCACCACACGCCACUUUUUCAGAAAGCUUGUGAGGGUGAGUUUAGGCAAAUUAAAGCCCCAUGUGUGUGUAAUAUUCCUUCUUGACUAAUUUUUUAUAUUUUAAGCUAUGCAGGUGUCAUGCUUGCGCAUGUAAUCGGGCAAGCAAGACAGGUACUAGUGGGAUCCUUGGAGGGUGAUUACCUCUCGGAAAUCAAUGAUUUUGGUCUUGUUGAAGACUUGAAAACUCAAUAUUUGGGAAUAGAUGAUAGAGAUGACUGGAGGUUAAUUGAAGCUCUUUCAAUGAAGGAUGCCUGCAGAUACACAGAGCCAGAAGCUCUGCUGAUUAACCUAAGUUCCACUCCAAAAACUUCGAACAUUGUAACUGUUCAUCCUCA